ACCAAAGUCGAAACGAGUCAGUUGAUUAGUACCACUCUAUCAGUGCACACAGCGACCAUGAACUUUUUAGCGUCACUUCUUAUCCUACUUGGUACUUUUUCCGUAAUUUCAACCCGAGGGUUACGGGAAGAAUUCACCUGGAGUCGCAUUUCGUACGACUGGCCUGCAGGCACACCGCCACGCUUCGGGGGCGGCGAAAUCUCGUUCCCGAGGGGCAGGUACGACCGGACAACUGGACGGACCACCACAAGGCGCUCCAGUACUUCUAGACCAACGGGCAGCACCACCUCCAGACCUGACACAAACGAUGCUUAUUACAUUUACCAGAACAACAUCCCUAUGGGUGCCAACGUCUGGAACGAGAAACUCUUCAUCACGGUACCGCGUCGCAGGGUUGGGGUACCAUCCACUUUGAACUACAUUUGGGUGAAUAGUUCGCAGCACCAUAACGUACCGUUGAAACCGUACCCGGAUUGGGAGAGCAACUCGUUGGAAGCCAGUGGGGAUAAAUUCGUGUCGGUGUACCGAGUGGCGGUGGAUGGGUGCGACCGGUUGUGGUUUGUGGAUACGGGACGCAUCGAAACACCCGGGAAUCCGGAUCAAAUACAACCCAUUGCUUUGGUGAUUAUGGAUUUGAAGACGGAUCGGGUACUUCAAAGACACGUUUUUAAUUCGUCGGUACUACGAUCUGGAACGAGUUUAGCGAGCGUUACUGUGGAUGUGGAGGACGACAAGUGUGGCGAUGCUUUUGCUUAUAUACCAGAUUUGGGAGGGUUUGGACUUAUCGUUUAUAGCUUGAGGGAGGAUAGAGCUUGGAGGUUGAACCACAACUACUUCAGUUUUGAGCCUGUAGCUGGAGAGUUUAUGAUCGGAGGGCACCGAUUCCAAUGGAACGAUGGUAUUUUUAGUAUAGCUUUGUCCGACUUGAAGUCCGAUGGGCACAGAGACGCCUAUUUCCACUCCAUGGCUGGGUUUAACCAAUACAGAGUGUCGACGAGGGUUCUACGAAACGAAACUCUAUCCACAAGGUCGUACCACGAUACGGAUUUCGAGCACGUUGGUAGCCGCGGCCCCCUCUCCCAAACGUCAUCGUCCGACUUACACAAAACCCAUGGUAUUCUCUUCCUGGGUUUAGUCAACCAGAACGCUCUCGCCUGCUGGAACAUCGCCACUCCGCUUUCAGACAUCUCCAUCGUCCACAAGAACGACGAAACCAUGAUUUACCCCAGCGACGUCAAAGUCUCCGGCGAUACCAUCGUGCUUCUUACCAACACCAUGCCCGUGUUCCUGUAUGGUACCCUCGACUACGACCGCACCAACUUCCGGGUCUGGGUCGAGUCCGUGGACAUGGCCAUCCGAGGCACGAAAUGCGACAAGUCCAGACGCUCUAAAUCCUGAACUUGAACCAGAACGUUUUGUAUUAUGUAUUUUUUUUUAAUUUGGAUUAAAGUCUUCGCUUUU
Messenger RNA from Zophobas morio, 1461 nucleotides. It is a transcript of the gene Y-f, whose product is annotated as L-dopachrome tautomerase yellow-f2-like. The coding region runs from base 58 to 1398 and encodes 446 amino acids. The transcript is spliced from 4 exons. The record is from RefSeq and is a predicted model, not a curated record. Lineage: Eukaryota; Metazoa; Arthropoda; Insecta; Coleoptera; Tenebrionidae. Gene Ontology annotation, cellular component: extracellular region.